Microthlaspi erraticum is the source of this 471-nucleotide messenger RNA. NCBI's taxonomy places the organism in Eukaryota, Viridiplantae, Streptophyta, Magnoliopsida, Brassicales, Brassicaceae. The record is from the annotation of a GenBank genome assembly.
AUGUGGUACCUCAUUGAAGCUAAACUCGCAAGUGAGCUCCUUGUAGGAUUCCAUGUGAUAGAGAAGAGCUUGGCCAAGUGCAUGUUCUUGAGACCAACUCCACAUCCUCAAAGAUUCCAAGGGCCUUCAUUGUGUCAACAUGUGGGUUCAUCUUGGUUCUCUUGCUCACUUCAUCAACCAAUUGAUUCACCUCUUCUCCUUCCUCUUCACUCUCAGUCUCAUCACUUCCUUCUUCAUUGGAGAGCCAUUUCCCUCCUCUUGAACAAGGUUCACUCCAAUCUCAAACUCCCCUUGCUCACUCUCACUACUAAUGGGUCAUUCCUCUUCUUGGUCCUCCUUUCCUCCCUCAAUCUCUCACUCUCAGACUCUUCCUCAGAGUACACAUACUCCUCUGCAUCAGAUCUUCCAUCCUCUGAUCAUCCUCUCCAAAUCGGCUUGCAUCUUAAGCCUUCUUUCCCUUGCAUUGCUUGA